This is a messenger RNA of Truncatella angustata, 1640 nucleotides long. RefSeq names its product NADH-ubiquinone oxidoreductase 49 kDa subunit. The record is from RefSeq and is a predicted model, not a curated record. Gene Ontology annotation, biological process: mitochondrial electron transport, NADH to ubiquinone. The transcript has 2 exons. NCBI's taxonomy places the organism in Eukaryota, Fungi, Ascomycota, Sordariomycetes, Amphisphaeriales, Sporocadaceae. Gene Ontology annotation, molecular function: NAD binding; NADH dehydrogenase (ubiquinone) activity; quinone binding. Bases 1 to 1446 code for a protein of 481 amino acids.
AUGGCGGUGCUAUCAAGGAUUGCCAGUUGCGGUGCUCGCCGCCUGCAGCUUGCGACGCCAUCACUACGCUCAUCGACUCGCGCCUUCACAUCCACCGCUUUCCGACGAGCAGCCGAAGCGCCCCGUGUCGAACGCACGACAUUGAUGCCCACCGACAGCACUUUCUCCCAUGCCGCCGACCCUUACGGCCUGCAGAAUGCCGAGGACCAGGUUGGCGACAUCGCCGCCUCGGAUGGCGAGAACAUUCAGGACCGCAAGGUCCGCCACUACACAGUCAACUUCGGUCCCCAGCAUCCUGCCGCCCACGGUGUCUUGCGAUUGAUUCUCGAGCUGAACGGAGAGGAGAUUGUGCGCGCCGACCCUCACGUCGGCCUGCUGCAUCGAGGAACUGAGAAGCUCAUCGAGUACAAGACCUAUCUCCAGGCUCUUCCCUACUUCGACCGCUUGGAUUACGUCUCCAUGAUGACCAACGAGCAGUGCUAUGCGCUGGCCGUGGAGAAGCUGCUGAACAUCGAAAUCCCCGACCGCGCCAAGUACAUCCGAACUCUCUUUGGCGAGAUUACCAGAGUCCUUAACCAUCUCAUGUCCGUUCUGUCCCACGCUAUGGAUGUUGGUGCCCUGACCCCAUUCUUGUGGGGCUUCGAGGAGCGUGAGAAGUUAAUGGAGUUCUACGAGCGUGUAUCUGGCGCCCGUCUCCACGCCGCCUACGUCCGCCCCGGUGGUGUUCACCAAGAUAUCCCCAUUGGUCUCCUGGACGAUAUUUACCAAUGGGCUACCCAAUUCGGCGACCGUAUCGACGAGACCGAAGAGAUGUUGACGGACAACCGUAUCUGGAUCAACAGACUGCAGGGUGUCGGUGUCGUCUCUGCCGCCGAGGCUCUCAACCUGUCUUUUAGCGGUGUCAUGCUUCGUGGAUCCGGUGUGCCUUGGGAUAUCCGAAAGAGCCAGCCUUAUGACGCCUAUGACAAGGUCGAAUUCGAUGUCCCCGUCGGUAUCAACGGCGAUUGUUACGACAGAUAUCUUUGCCGUAUGGAGGAGUUCCGCCAGUCUCUGAGAAUCAUUCGCCAAUGUCUCAACGAUAUGCCCGCCGGUCCCGUCAGAGUCGAGGAUUACAAGGUGGCCCCUCCCCCACGUGCUGCCAUGAAGGAGAACAUGGAGGCCCUGAUCCACCAUUUCUUGCUCUACACAAAGGGUUACGCCGUACCUCCGGGUGAGACCUAUUCCGUUAUCGAGGCCCCGAAGGGAGAGAUGGGUGUAUACUUGGUUAGCGAUGGUAGCGAGAGACCAUACAGAUGUCACAUCCGUGCACCUGGUUUCGCACACUUGGGUGGUUUCGACCACGUCUCGAGGGGUCACUUGCUGGCCGAUGCCGUGGCUGUGAUUGGAACGAUGGAUUUGGUGUUCGGUAAGUCACACAUUUUCAAACAUGCAACGAAUCACUACUGACACAUUCACAGGUGAGGUCGAUAGGUAAAGUGGUGAUAUGAAGAGACUAGAAAAGGUAAAAUAAAGAAGCCCAUGGCAAAGGAAUUGCCAAAGAUGCAAAUCCGCCUGUCCCUUUUCAUAUGUAUCAUAGUAGAGGGUAACAUCCCGACGGGAAACGCAUCGCAACGGGGUUGGGCACGUCUGUGCCUGUAUAU